UUCACUUUCACUUUCAUUAGAAAUUAAUGAUAAUUUUCGUUGGAGCGCCUUUACACGUCAUUUGUCGGAAAGUCCGAAAUCGAUACCUCUGUAUACUGUCUACGUCAAUCUAAACAUGGCUGCCGGAGAGAGAAUAAGUUGCAAAGUAGUUACGAAGUUUUCAGACCUUCAUAACUAAUCUGUAUGGAUGCGAAUAAAACAAAAUAAAAAAUAAUGUUGUUGGAUAACUCGAGGCGCUACUGUCGAAAUCUGGCUGCUUUCGUUGCGUCAAAACCACCUUGUGUAAUUUUCAUAACCUUCCUGUGUUGCCUGGCUGUUGCAUUAUUUUGUUUAGGAUUUUACAUCAAGAGUAGAGAUAUUGUCGAUCCAGAAGCAGAAAAGGAUUGGAAUAAUUUUCUGGCUCGUCUCAGUGACAUUCAGUUUUGUUUUGAGUUGAAGCAUGAGAUAGGUUAUGUAAAUGCAUUGCCUCGCAUCUUCAAUAAAACAAAAAGAUCCAUUCAUGAUAAUGUACCUUCAACAAAUUAUUUACAACAAAUUUCAAUUCCACUGAAAGUUGGCAUUUAUGUAAGUGGAAACAACAAGCCUUAUAUCCAUGGUAACAUUUCCCACUUGACAGCACUUGUGAAUUCCCUCAACAUCAAAUCAGGAUAUUAUAAAGAGAAGAUAAAUUUGACAUUUUCACUACCACAAGUAUGGAACACUGAGAAGUGUGAAAAAGGAAAGUGUCAGCUACCAAAAGGAUAUUUUCAAAGUUGUGUUACUAUUCUUGCACCUAAAGAAGUCUUACCAGAAUGGAGACCAGAGACCUGUAACUCUUCAUCAAUCAUUUCAAUCGCAAAAGUUAAAGCUUUUUUGAAGAAAGAAGAGCACAAAAGAUGUCAUUCUGGUGCAUUUAUUUAUUUUAAGCAUCCCGUGGAUUUGGAAAUAACAGAGAAACUGCCCUUGGAUGAAAGGGAAAAAGCCAACUUGCAUUUGCAAGUAACAAGUUAUUUUCUAUUUAUUCUUGUUAUAACUUCACUCAUAUAUGGAAUGGUAAAAGGAAAGCCUGAAAAACCAAAGAAGGUUCAUUUUGAUAACACUGUUCUGCUGCAAAAGUAGCUGAAAUAAUAAAAUUGGAGGUAAAACAAAAUAAUAAGCCAUAAAAUGGCAUUUUCAUACAUGUUCACUGUUCAUCAUUAUUUAUACCUGUUACAUAAUACUACAAACAUUUUGUGUUGUAAUAUUAAUUAUAUUUAUAUGUAUGAAUUAAAAUCAAUUGAUUUUAAAAA
Xenia sp. Carnegie-2017 is the source of this 1268-nucleotide messenger RNA. RefSeq names its product transmembrane protein 248-like. The record is from RefSeq and is a predicted model, not a curated record. The transcript is spliced from 7 exons. NCBI's taxonomy places the organism in Eukaryota, Metazoa, Cnidaria, Anthozoa, Malacalcyonacea, Xeniidae. Bases 214 to 1098 code for a protein of 294 amino acids.